AUGGGCAAAAGACCACGCCACUUCGCCGGGGUCGAAAGCUCUGAGCAGCUGGCCUUCAUCGACGAGCUGCAGACUCUCGGGCUGAGUGGCACAGUUAACCUACCAGAGCUCGUGGUAGUAGGUGACCAAAGCGCGGGCAAGAGCUCGGUGCUCCAAGCUAUCACAGAGGUCUCGUUUCCGGUGAAAGACGGAACUUGCACUCGGUUCCCCAUCCAGAUCUCUUUUCGCCAGACUUCCACUGAGAAGGACUUGCCUAUUAAAGGCACGAUCGUGCCCGGUCGGCAAUCCGAGAAUGACGCAGCAUUUUUAGCUCGCAUCAAGGACUUUAAAGUCGAGAGGAAGGAGCUGACGACGGAUGUCAUGAGGGAGAUUAUCGAAAAGGCAACCGAAUGCAUUUUUGACGCACAUCGGCCUGGAGAGAGGGUGAGUCUAAGCGACGCCACACUGCGCAUUGAGCGGUCGGGCCCGGACGAGAUGCAUUGGACUAUCACCGAUCUUCCGGGGCUCAUUCGGAGCGAUAAAAAAAAGAGAGAGCAUAUGCCGAAUGGCGCAAUUGGUGACGGGUCGGAAGAUGCGCCAAUGCAGAUGAAUGCAGCUGUUGCAUCGGAUUUGGCACGCGCGUAUCUAACAAAUGACCGAAACAUCGUCUUAGUUGUUAUUGAUGAUGUAGAUGUGGAGCGCCUCCGGAUCUUCGAACUAAUGGAGGAGAUCCCAGGUCUGGAAAAGCGAUGUAUUGGCGUGCUGAACAAGUGUGAUCGCAAACAAGAAGGAUCGGAUGAAUGGAUGGUGAAACUCCUUCGGAACGACCUCUCAACUGUUCCUCGCCUCGACCACGGGUGGUUCGGAUUACGAAGCCGAGUUCCUAACGAAGUCCACAUUACUGAUGCAGAGCGGGACGAAAGAGAAAGUGCCGAAUUUAUGAGAAAAGACUGGCAAGAAGUCCCGAAAGACCGCACAGGAAUACAAGCGCUCGUGAAAUAUGUCGACAGCGAACGACGAGCGCAGAUCCAGACUGGUAUUCCGCGCAUUCUGGAAGAGAUUCGUCAGAAGCUUCGAGAAUGUGAGUCAGAUCUAAGCCAUAUGGGUGAAGCUCGAGAUAGUCCAAAGGCCCAGCGGUAUUUUAUCUUCCAGUUUUGCAACAAGAUGCAGCACAUGGCAGAGGCGACACUUAGAGGUCAGUACCAAGCUGUGCCUUCUGAGGACCCGCGGAUUAUGCUUCGCUACGAAGUGCAACGUCGCCUAGAUCAAUUCUAUGCAGAGAUGGUGGAUGACAGAAAUAUGCCACUUCCAUUCACAAACUACGAAAAAGAUCUGAAAAUCCUCAGCGACUCAGACCCAAAAGAAUGGGACAGGAUCGCCAGCAAUUCCAGUGGCAUAUAUGCUGAAAUAUACAAGGAAGCCAAGAUCAGCGAAGGCUGCAGUCUUCCCGGCACUGUGCAUCCAGACGUCGAAGAAAAAAUCUUCCGCAAGCAAUCCAUCCAUUGGGAAGCCAUUGCCCGCCGAUUUGUCGAUGAUGUGAAGGAUCUGGUUAAGCUCUGCCAUGAUGUUCUAAUCCGCAUUGCUAUACCUCAAAGCAAAGUGCGAUUGGAGGUCAGUCGUAUAAUGGGCAAGACAAUGGAUGCAUGGGACAACGAUGCAAAGAAAGCUCUUUCCGAACUAUUGGAAGAUAAUAGAGCUAGACCUUUGGUCACCCGCAACCCGCAGUUGGUGAAUCAAUUGAACUAUGCGGAUCAUUAUCGAGGUGAAGUCCUUCUCGGGGAAGGAUCGUCUAAAAGACCAUCUUUGGAGCAUGAUCAGCAGGAAGAUGUCAAGAGCAAGCUCAAGCCCAAUGGUAACCGUCCUCGGUUUAUCUCCACGAUUCUCAGCCAGGUGUUGUUCGUCCGUGCUCGGCUGCAAUCAUACUAUGAGAUUGCUUUGUAUCGCUUUGUGGAUAACGUAGCGAUGCAGGUGGUGGAGCGACAUAUCCUGGGACCAAAAUGCCCAAUGCUAGCCGUGUCCGUCGAGACAUUUGCUAGGUUGGAUGAUGAAGAGCUGGAUGCAAUAGCCGGGGAAGAUCAAUCCGAUGUCAUGAUGCGAAACAGGCUUGAGAGACUACAGUCCCGGUAUACCAACGCACUCGGUAAGUGGGAGAGGGUGAGGAUGUUUUAG
Molecule: messenger RNA, 2148 nt
Organism: Penicillium alfredii
Lineage: Eukaryota; Fungi; Ascomycota; Eurotiomycetes; Eurotiales; Aspergillaceae
Product: putative dynamin family GTPase
Exons: 5
Coding region: 1-2148 (715 amino acids)
Cellular component (GO): cytoplasm; microtubule; membrane
Molecular function (GO): GTP binding; microtubule binding; GTPase activity
Source: RefSeq, a predicted model, not a curated record